This is a messenger RNA of Meloidogyne enterolobii, 741 nucleotides long. The record is from the annotation of a GenBank genome assembly. Lineage: Eukaryota; Metazoa; Nematoda; Chromadorea; Rhabditida; Meloidogynidae.
UCCUGGUACAAAAAUUCUUCUAUAUGGAACCACUUUGCUGCUUAUUUUCCUAUAAAAUUGAUUAAGACGACUGACCUUCCAGCUGACAGAAAUUACAUUAUGGGAGUGAAAAUAAAGCAUUUUGAUCGUUUUUGUUCUCUCAAUAGCUUUUUUGAAGAUUUUCUUGCCCAAAAAAUUUAUUUAGAAUUCCAUUUCAGAUGCCACCCCCACGGACUCUUCAGUAUUGGCGCUUUCACUCAUUUGUGUACUUCAUCGACUGGCUUUUCUGAAAAAUUUCCUGGUUUAAAACCAAAUUUACUUACUUUGAAUGGACAAUUUUGGUUUCCUUUUAGACGAGAAAUUGGGAUUGGAUUAGGUGUAGAGUCUUCCGCAAAAAGUCUUCGUUUUGUUUUAAAUAAUCCAAAAGGGGGAGCUCUUGCUGGAAUUGUUAUUGGCGGGGCUGAGGAAGUUUUGGAUUCGAAGCCGGGAAGUACCGAUUUGAAUCUGAUGAGGAGACUUGGAUUUUGCAGAAUUGCUCUAGAGACUGGAGCUUCACUAGUGCCAUCCUACAGUUUUGGAGAGAAUGACGUUUAUGAGCAAUAUACACAUCCCCGAGAGUUUAAUCAAAAAAUUCUGUGGUUUCUGUCCACCAAUAUUUUUCGGCCAUUCAUUAUUUCCUUUAUUACCUCGAAGAAGACCAAUAACAACAAUUGUAGGAAAACCAAUAAAAGUUGAAAGAAUUCCCUACCCUUCAAAAGAAGA